UUAUUUUUUUUUUUUUUCGUGAGUGUGUGUGUGUGUGUGUGUGUGCUUCUUCUUCUCGUAGGAGUCCCUUUGGCGCUUCUUGCACACCAUCCCUCCAGAGCACCUUACACACUAUAGCCCCACACAGUGAUUGACUAAGUGAGCGAGUGAGCGUGCUCGACGGCCGAACGGUGAAAAAUCACGCACUGGCCACCGCUUCCGAGCCGACCAGUUGCUGCCGUCGCACGCUACUGCGAAAAAAAAAAGAGAUCUAACAAAUAAACAUCAUACACAAUAAAAAAAAAAAAAAAAGAGAGAAUCGAGUUCCGCCUCUCUUUUUUUUUGUGUGUGUGUGUAUGUUGCCCUCCUUCUUCGGUCAACAGUGUCUAAUUAACUGGACAACAGAUUGUCCUUCAAGUGUUAAACGUGACUUGGCCUAAAAAAAAAAAAAAGAAAGAAAACAGCCGGCGGGAUUUUUGAGUGCAGGAAUUAUUUGUUCGUUAAUACAAAAAGAAUUUCUUUUUUUUCAAGACGACGACCGACGCCAUCACAACCAUUUCCUCUCCAAUAGUUAAAGUCGAGAUGAAGGAGAAGAGCAAGAACGCGGCGCGCUCCCGACGGGAGAAGGAGAACGCCGAGUUCAUGGAAUUGGCUAAAAUGUUGCCGCUACCGUCGGCCAUCACGUCGCAGCUGGACAAAGCGUCCGUCAUCCGGUUGACGACAUCCUACCUAAAAAUGAGACAGGUCUUUCCCGAUGGUCUGGGAGAUGCAUGGGGAUCGGCUCCAUUGUGCAACAAUCCUCGAGAAACUUGCAUUAAAGAACUCGGCUCUCAUUUACUUCAGACCCUGGACGGUUUCAUUUUCGUCGUGGCUCCCGACGGCAAAAUCAUGUACAUCUCGGAAACGGCUUCCGUUCACCUGGGCUUGAGUCAGGUGGAGUUGACUGGAAAUUCCAUUUACGAGUACAUCCAUCCAGCCGAUCACGAAGAGAUGACGUCCGUCCUGACCGUUCAUCCCACCGUCUCUGGCUCCGUCGUUCAAGAAUUUGAAGUGGAAAGAGCUUUCUUCGUUCGGAUGAAGUGCGUUUUAGCCAAAAGGAACGCCGGACUCACAACUGGAGGUUACAAGGUGAUUCACUGCUCGGGAUAUUUGAAAGUUCGUCCCUACCCAGUAGCAAAUGGCGAUUCGGUUUACGCAACAACAGCCGACGGUAGUGGAACGAGCAGCAAUGGCGGUGUCGGAUUUCAGAAUAUGGGAUUGGUGGCUGUCGGCCAUUCGCUUCCGCCGUCGGCCAUUACGGAAUUGAAACUUCAUUCCAACAUGUUCAUGUUCCGAGCAUCGCUCGAUCUUCGACUCAUCUUCUUAGACGCCCGAGUCGCCCAUCUGACCGGUUACGAACCUCAAGACCUCAUCGAAAAAACGCUCUAUCAAUACAUCCACGUUGGCGAUCUGCUCCACAUGCGGUUCGCUCAUCACACCCUUUUGUUCAAGGGUCAAGUGACAACCAAAUACUACCGAUUCCUGACCAGAGACGGCGGAUGGGUCUGGAUGCAAUCGUACGCAACCAUUGUUCACAACAGCCGAUCGUCACGACCGCAUUGCAUCGUCGCCGUCAAUUAUGUCCUCAGCGAUGUCGAGGCGCAAUCACUCCAAUUGUCAACAGAGCAAAUGGCUACUGCGUCGGCUGCUAGUUCAACCUAUUUAAACACGUCGGGAACAGAUGUAGCGUGCUCUUCUUCCACGGAAAAUGGACAUAUGGUCAGUUCUUCUUCUUCACCGUCUUCGGUGGCUUCGGCAGCCGUAACAGCCGUAAUAUCCGCACCAGUUUCACGGACUGGUAAAACCAGGCCGGCUAGAAAAACCAAGCCUAGAGUGUCUCCCUAUCCGGUGAGUCCGACGAUAACGGCGGCCGUAGCAACCACCAGUGGUGGAAGUAUCGUUGCCGAACCGGUACAACUGAAUCCGCUGCCUCCACCACUGCAAGAUGAAUACAGCAAUCCGAUGAUGGAUUACCGGUACGUUAACGAUGGAUUACCUUCGACGGGCAAUCAUCAGCAGUACCUGACGUCGACCAUGUACUCGGCCUACAACAGCAACGAAGUCCAACUCUACAAUUACGGGCCGAAUGGGGUGGCUGAAGCUGCUACCGGAAGUGGUAGCAACCACUCUGGGGGUGAUCUUUACAAUCCUUACUACGAGACGGACAAUAUGGCGGCCUAUCCCGGCUCGGCCACUCUACGGCACUACACUAAUUUAGGCGAAGGUGAAGCAAUGGAAGCUGCCGGAAGUGAUAUGUACAGUAGCAGCGAGAAUUCACCCGAGAGUCACCAACGAUUGAUGCAGCAUCAUCAGCAUCAGCAGCAAAUCCAGCACGUCCAUCACCAACAAUUGCUGCCCUCCUCCAGAUUAUCACCUGUUUCACCGGCAACAUCGGGCGAGGAUCCCCAUCAGCAAUACCAACACCACCACCAUCAUCAUCACCAACAGCAGCAGCUUCAACAGCAGCAAAUGCAGGGCGUUCUUCACCAACACCAUCCGGCCGGAAUCAGCGUCAUCAGCAACAGUCACGGCCAUCAGCAGCACCAACACCACCAACAACAUCAACACCACCUCCACCAGCACCAGCAACAACACCACAAUACACCGGAUGACGACUCCACCCAACAGUCGCAAACGUUAAAUGGGAGUUCGAAUUGCAGUCUGCCUCCCCCGCCGGCCUACAACAACAACAGUAACAGCAGCAACAAUAGCAGUUAUGGUGAUAAUUACCAGACCAAUGGUGGAACAUCCAGCAGCAAUUAUCACGAUCAGACGGGACGAAUUUACAGCGGUGUUUACACGGCGAGUAGCGUCAUUGGUGCCACAGAUCCCGUCAUUGGAGCUGAAGGCCUAGUCUCUUCAGCUUCUCUCGUGACUGCCCAGCCGCCCGGUUAUACGAGCGUUAUCGUUGAUGCCACUCACCAGUACCAUCACCAUCAUCACCAUGUUGUCCACCAUCCAAUGGCCCUAGCCACCGAUUUCCCAGUUCACUAACUGAGGCCAUAGUUUUGUUUUCUGUUGAAUAGCACAACUCAUUUUCUCAACAUAUCUUUUAUGUUUCUUUUACAUAAUUCCUACCCCACCUAAAACACCUCUCUCCCCGAUGCCUUGCCCGUCAUAUUUUACAUCGUUUGAAAUGUUCUUAUUAUUAUCGGCCAUUUUUAAUGCAUUAGAUUUCGAAACCCACCAAAGGUCUGAUUCGCUCACCUUAAAUGUAUUUUAAAAAAGUAAAAAAAAAAAAUUAAUUUCUAUGUUUCUAUUAUAUUACUACACACAUACAGGUGUUUGCGUGUCACACUGUUACUUCUAUAGGUCAAUCAUCUCUUACGUUGUUUCAUUUGAUCUGUCUCCUUAUUGCCACGUCUCCCCACUAUUUGUACAUAUUACAAGAAACACACACGUUCGCUGCAAUACAAUCUAGGGAAAAACAGCAAAAUGA
Messenger RNA from Daphnia carinata, 3457 nucleotides. It is a transcript of the gene sim, whose product is annotated as protein single-minded-like. Gene Ontology annotation, molecular function: DNA-binding transcription factor activity, RNA polymerase II-specific; RNA polymerase II transcription regulatory region sequence-specific DNA binding; protein dimerization activity. Lineage: Eukaryota; Metazoa; Arthropoda; Branchiopoda; Diplostraca; Daphniidae. The transcript has 11 exons. The coding region runs from base 562 to 3012 and encodes 816 amino acids. The record is from RefSeq and is a predicted model, not a curated record. Gene Ontology annotation, biological process: regulation of transcription by RNA polymerase II. Gene Ontology annotation, cellular component: nucleus; transcription regulator complex; cytoplasm.